Messenger RNA from Penicillium taxi, 1143 nucleotides. Its product is annotated as dimethyladenosine transferase. Lineage: Eukaryota; Fungi; Ascomycota; Eurotiomycetes; Eurotiales; Aspergillaceae. The transcript is spliced from 5 exons. The record is from RefSeq and is a predicted model, not a curated record. Gene Ontology annotation, molecular function: rRNA (adenine-N6,N6-)-dimethyltransferase activity. Bases 1 to 1143 code for a protein of 380 amino acids. Gene Ontology annotation, biological process: rRNA methylation. Gene Ontology annotation, cellular component: mitochondrial matrix.
AUGCCCAAAGUCAUUAAGCAGAAGAAGCGCAAUGGCGCACAGGCAGAUGCAGCAGCAAAGACCAAGGCGGCUCACAGCAUCUUUAAGAUGAACACAGAUCUAGGCCAGCACGUUCUGAAAAACCCUGGUAUUGCUGAGCAAAUCGUCCACAAAGCCGACCUCAAGCAGAGUGAUAUCGUCCUUGAAAUUGGUCCUGGUACAGGUAACUUGACAGCCAAGAUUUUGGAAAAGGCCAAAAAAACCAUUGCAGUGGAAUUAGAUCCUCGAAUGGCGGCCGAAGUCACAAAACGUUUCCAAGGCACUCCUGCUCAAAAGCGCUUGGAGGUGAUCCUUGGAGACGUGAUGAAGACUGAACUUCCCUACUUCGACGUGUGUAUCAGCAACACACCUUAUCAAAUUUCUUCUCCUCUCACAUUCAAAUUGUUGGCCACAACGCCGGCACCACGAGUCUGCAUUCUCAUGUUUCAGCGUGAAUUCGCUCUUCGACUUUUCGCCAAACCUGGCGACAAACUUUACAGUCGACUAUCAGUCAAUGCGCAAAUGUGGGCUAAAAUUGACCAUAUCAUGAAAGUCGGCAAAAACAACUUCAAGCCUCCACCAUUGGUUGAGUCCAGCGUUAUUCGCAUGGUUCCCAAGGUCCCACGGCCGCAGAUCAACUAUGAGGAGUGGGAUGGACUAUUGCGCAUUGUAUUUGUUCGAAAGAAUAAGACUCUGCGAGCUAGUUUCUUCGGCACCCCCAGCGUUAUGAACAUGCUUGAAGCAAACUAUCGGACCUGGUGUGCUCAGAAUGAUAUCCCCGUGGAAGAUGGCCCGGCGGAAGAUGCCGACGGCGACGUGAUGGAUAUGGGCGAGGAACAAGAACAAGAGAAUGCGGAAGAGCCCGAUGAGACUAUGGAGAUGGAUGAUGACGAUGAUGUUCCGGAUUUCUUCAAAGAAGAGACUAACCCGCGUCUUCAGCAAGCACUCAAGGGUCAAUCUUCACGAAAGAAAGGAGGAAAGGUGGCAGAGUUGGUACGCGAAAAAGUGCGACAGGUCCUGGAGGACGAGACCCACCUUGCUGACAAGCGUGCUCGAAUGUGUGACGAGACUGAAUUCUUGAAGAUGCUGUGGGCGUUUAACCAGAAAGGAAUCCAUUUCAACUGA